UGUCUAACUUCCCUUCCUGUCCCCCCAGCGGCCCCCCUGAGAAGAAGAUGGGCAUCAAGGCGUCCAACACGGCCGAAGUCCACUUUGAUAACGUCCGGGUGCCGGUGGAGAACGUUCUGGGCGCGCCAGGUGCUGGGUUCAAGGUGGCCAUGAAUAUCCUGAACAACGGCCGCUUCGGCAUGGCAGCCGCCAUGGCAGGGACCAUGCGGGCGCUUAUCCACAAGGCAGUGGAUUUUGCCGCCAAUCGGACUCAGUUUGGGGAAAAAAUCCACACUUUUGGAGCCAUCCAGGAAAAGCUCGCCCGCAUGGCGUUGUUCCACUACGUGACGGAGUCCAUGGCCUACAUGAUCAGCGCCAACAUGGACCGGGGGGCUUCUGACUUCCAGAUCGAGGCGGCCAUCAGCAAAGUCUUUGGCUCGGAAGCUGCCUGGAACGUCGCAGACGAAUGCAUCCAGACCAUGGGCGGCAUGGGGUUCAUGAAGGUAAAUUUGGGAUGGGGCAGGGGGGUGGGGCUACUGUCCCGGGUUCAAG
Messenger RNA from Pseudonaja textilis, 531 nucleotides. NCBI's taxonomy places the organism in Eukaryota, Metazoa, Chordata, Lepidosauria, Squamata, Elapidae. The record is from RefSeq and is a predicted model, not a curated record.